AUGGAUCCAAGACAUGAUGAUUGUAAUAAAAAGAAAAUAACAUUAUCAAAAACUCAAAUGUCAUAUUAUAUGUCAUUGAUAAGUAAAGAAGCAAAGAAGAGUUAUUUAAGAUUAAUUCAAAAACAGCAACAAUUAUUAUUUGAAGAGCAAAUAAUAUUACAAAAACAAUAUACCAAUGAAUUAAUUCAAAAGCAAAUUUCAUUUGAACCAGAACCAACCGAACUUGAUAAACAAUUUCCAAUUAGUUCAAUCCCUUUACCAAAACCUCAACAACCAGAUGCAAAAUUAAAAAAGGAAAUACCAUUAUCUCAACAAAUUGAUAAUCAAUAUAAUAAAUUGGCAAUUCUCUAUAGGAAAGAUUUCAUAGAUAGAAAUCAACUCUAUGAACAAUUGAUUAUAUUGAAUGGUAUCGAAAAAGCUGAUAGAAAUUUAAAGAAAAUCGAUUCAUUAGCAAUGGAAAAAAUUGAUGAAAUUUUAAAAUAUAAACCACUACCAUCGAAAUUGAAUUUACCAAAAUUUCUUGAAAAAACUAAAAGACUCUCGAGAAUGGUAAUUGAUGAAAAAUUGAAAUUGGAACCAUUACCACCACAACAGGAACAAAAAUCUGAUCAUUAUUUACAUCAACAUACUAUACCACCAACUCAACAACAAAUAGCUAUCAAUUUAAAUUUAUAUCAAUUGGAAUUAAAGGGUAGAGAUGAAAUUGUUAAAGUUGCAAAAUCAUUUGGUUUAACUUCAACUAAAUCUAAAAAUAAAUCUGAAUUAUUUAAAUCAAUUAAAACAAUAGUUGAAAAUUUUAAACAAAAAGAAUCUUUUCAAAUACCUCCACCAUCAUCGUUAUCAUCUUCAAAAUUAAAUUCACAACAACCAUCUUCAACUUCAGCACCACCAAAUUUAAAAUCAAUAUCAACAUCAGAUUCAAUAUCACCAAAUUUAAAACCUCAAUCUUUAACAUCAUCACCAUCAUUAUCAUCAUUAUCAUCAUCAUUAUCAUCAUUAUCAUCAUCAUCAUCAUCAUCAUCAUCAUCAUCAUCAUCAUCACCAACAUCUCCAAAUUUAAAACCUCAAUUAACAUCAUCAACAUCCUGGUCACCAUCAAUAUCACCAAAUUUACAAGCACAAUCAUUAACUUUAGUAUCACCCCAAUUACAACCAUCACCAUCAACAUCACCAACAUUAAUUCCAACAUUAUUACUAUCAACAACAGAACCAAUGGAAACUUUAUUAUUACAAAAUGAUUAUUGUUAUUAUGAUCAAUAUUGUUAUGAUACAACUGAUAAUAGUGAAAAAUUAUUUUGGAAAAUUUUUAGGAAUUCAAAAUUAUUUUCAGAAAUUUUUAAAAAUUUUAAUAAUGGCAAUAUUAAUGAUUAUGGAUUUGGAAAACAAUAUUUUAGAUAUAAUGAAAUGAAUCAUAUUAAAUGGAUGUUAGAUAAUGGUCAUAUUAAAAUGUUAAUUGAUAAAACUAAAAAACCAAAUGAAUUCAUAUUGGUUGGUGGUGAAUAUCAAUACAAUCAACAAACACAUUAUAAAAAUUAUUUUGAAAAGAAAACUAGAAUUAAAAUGGAAAUUGAAAAACAUUUUAGAUGGGUAUCACCGAUUUUCAAGGAUAUAAUUAAAGUUAUCAAUGGUACCAAUCAAUAUUGUACAACUGAAUUCUUUCAAACUCUUUUUACAAAUUAUAAAAGAAAUAUAAUGUCAUUGGAAAUUUUAGGUGAAUAUAUUAUAAUUGAAAAGAAUUUACAUGCACUUCAUUCAAUUUGUUUAUCACCUUUUAGUUAUUAUAAUGGCAGAGAAACGUUAAGACUUUUAAUUGAAAAUUCCUUUUUAAAAGGUAUAAAAUUAUUAAUUAACAGAUUCAAAACAGAACCAACAACUUUAGUUUAUCAUACAAUAAUCUUAGAGAAAUAUACAUGUAAAUCAAUUAGAAAAACCUUUAAAAUAAUUUUAUAUUUUGUUGAUCAAAAACUAUUGACAUGUAAUUUACAAGAUGUUGAACUUAGAAGUUCAAUUUAUUCUAGAGUAGUUGAAUUAAUUAGAAUGCAUCAAGAUUUUGAACUUACAAAAAGAUUUGGUAAUGAAUUUUAUUGGGUUCAUAUCAAGUUAAAAGAUUUAUUAAUAAUGACAAGAUUGGUUCUAUUAUUUGAACCAAAUUAUUCACCAGAUGAAAAUGAUUAUUCAAUUGUUAAUAAUAUUCAAUCAUUAAAUCAAUUAAUAUCAACUCAUUUCACAAAACAAGAUUUAAAAUUAACCUUAAAAAAACUUUUAAGAGAUUGUCCACAUUAUGAAAAGUAUCAAUCAAUUAGAGAAUUAAUAAUUCAAUAUCUAAAGAUAGUUAGUGGAGUUGAAAGAUCAAUCAUUAGUAAUUGUUUUAAUUAUAGUUUAUUAGAUUCAUUUAUAAAUUAUUCAAGUAAUGAAGAUGAUGAUGAUGCUGAAGCUAAUGAAGAAAUUGAAAUUAAAAAAUUUGUAAAAUUAGUAGAUAUAAUCCAACCACCAAAUUUUAUAAAGAAAAUGAAAUCCUAUAAUCUAUUGGAAGAAUCUUUAAAAUUUGGUUAUUAUCAUUAUUGGAAAGAAUUGGCAAUUUUUAAAACACCAAAAAAUAUUUUUAAAAAUUUCAAUUGGAAGAAUAGUAGAUUACUCUUUAAAUAUUGUAGAGAUGAUAAAAAAAGACAAAUUAAUUUUAUCAAUAAAAUUUGUGAAUGUAUUGACGACUCAAUUCUAUAUACAAAUAAUAAAGGUGCAUUUAAAAUGUAUUCUCAUAUUUUAUUAUAUUUAGUAAUUGGUACUGAUGAUUUGGAAUUGGUUAGAUUGGUAGUUAAAAAUCUUAGAAACUAUGUAGACUUUUCACUUAGACCACCACAAAAAUCAACACCCUUUGAAUCAUUUUAUAUUCAAAAAUAUAUUAGAUCAACGAAAAUGUUAGAUUAUUGUUAUCAAAACUUUAAAAUUCAUUUUCAUUUAUGGUUAGCAGCUGGUGAAUAUUAUUACUUUCAUAGAUUUAAAACUUUGGAACUAUUUCAACGUUAUGAAUACCUAUUUUCAUUAUUUACAGAUAUAAAACCAUUGGUUCAAUUUAAAACUCUAACAAUUGAUGAUUUUAAUAAUACUCAAAAAAAUUAUGAUGGUUUGGUUCAAUCAAAGAUUAGAUUAAUUAAUCUCAUCACUUAUAUCCUUUCAAAGCCAGAUAUUUAUAAAAUUAAUUCAGAGAUUUUAAAUUGUUGGACUCAUGAAUCUAUGGAAAUCGACUGUGAUGAAGAUACCUUUGAAUCAAUUCUAUUACCUGGUAUAAAAUCAAUUAUUGAAUUUUCUUUUAAAGAAACCAUUAUAAACUCUAGAAAAUUAAUUCAAUAUAAUCCCUCAGAUAUUAAAAUAUUUAAAAAGAAUUAUCAAAAAAUAAGAUUACUAGAUUGGAUUGUUGAUUUUAGAAAAUCAAUUGAUUUAACCAUUAUUAAAAAUGAAAACAAACAAGAAGAAUUAAAUAGUUGUUUGAAAAGAUGUACUUUUGAUUUUCAAUUUAAAGAAUCACCUUUACAAAUCGGUGCAAAUAAUGAUACAAUAUCUUUAGAGAAAUUAAUUCAAAAUAUUUUAUUCAAACAACAAAUGAAAAUUGAAAUUGAUGAUUUAUUUAUGGAUGUUGAUUUUGAAUAUAAUAAUAAUAAUAAUGAAAGAGAAGUUGAUUCAGAUAUUACAGAUGAUGAAUAUUAUGAAGAAAACAAUAAUAUCUUUAACAACGACAAAAAUAAUAAAAAAGAAAAAAAGAAUAUAGAAUACUUUAAUUCAGAAAUUCAAAAAAUUGUAAUUGAAGCUGCUAGAUAUGGACAUAUUGAUAUUUUCAAGCAUCUUUAUUUUAAUCAUUAUAAAAUUUUAUUAGAGAAGCCUGAAACUGGUACAGGUUUAAUUUCUUAUGGUAAUUUAAGAAAAGCAAUGCUUGUUGCAAUUAAACAUGGUCAUUUACAUAUUAUGGAUUUCCUAAUGUCAAUAUUCGAUAUCUCAUUCCACAACAAAGAUACCAGAAACUAUUAUUAUAAAUAUUAUAAAAGAUUAGAAAAUCCUCAAAAACAUCAAUUAACAUUUUUAAAGAAAUUAAAAAAGGAAUUUGAUAAUCAAAAUAAAAACAAUAAUAAUAAUAAUAAUAAUAAUAAUAAUAAUAAUAAUAAUAAUAAUAAUAAUAAUAAUAAUAAUAAUAAUAAUAAUAAUAAUAAUAAUAAUAAUAAUAAUAAUAAUAAUAAUAAUAAUAAUAAUAAUAAUAAUAAUAAUAAUAAUAAUAAUAAUAAUAAUAAUAAUAAUAAUAAUAAUAAUAAUAAUAAUAAUAAUAAUAGCAACCUAAUUGUAAAAACAGAGAAAUUAAUGUAA
This is a messenger RNA of Dictyostelium discoideum AX4, 4350 nucleotides long. RefSeq lists its product as hypothetical. NCBI's taxonomy places the organism in Eukaryota, Evosea, Eumycetozoa, Dictyosteliales, Dictyosteliaceae. The coding region runs from base 1 to 4350 and encodes 1449 amino acids. The transcript has a single exon. The record is from RefSeq and is a predicted model, not a curated record.